AUGGAGGGCUUUUCGCACCUGCGCUUGACGACCGACAUGAGCCAAGCUGUAGCAUUCUCCAAGAUUCUCAUUCUCACUGUCCCCUCGACUGGGCAGCAGACAAUCUUGGAGGAACUGAAACAACGCCAUAUAAUCAUCGCCAUUCCCGGAAAUUUGGUGUCUUUGUUGAUGGAUGCUGAGAUCGAGGUGGCCAACAUACUAGAGACCAACCUGUCGCCGUACUCAUGCAGGAUGGAUGACAACAACCUUCUCGUCUUCGGGAGAAAGAAAGUUGUUUUCAUUACAGCCUUGCGAGCCGAUAUGCGGCCCGGGUUCUACGAAGACAUCCAAAGCAUCUUCCCAAUGAAGCUGAAGUGGUGCAGUAGCGUCAUUGAAGUCAGCCUCUCCAAUGUCAACGGGGUCUUCCACCCGGCGAUGAUGCUGAUGAACGCCGGACGCAUUGAAAGUACUGCUGGAGACUUCAUGUUGUAUCGAGACGGUCUUACGCGAUCCGUGGCCAACACAAUGCAAGCGAUUGACCAAGUACGAAUGGAGAUAGGCAGGAAGUUCGGACUUCGCCUCGGAACUGCCGUCGACAUAUCCAACGAAUGCUACGACCAAAGCUUCACCGAUCUGGUUGACCUGGCGCAAAGUUCACCACCACAUAAUAGGCUGAAGGCCCCAAGCGACAUCGAUAAUAGAAAUAUCACCGAAGACGUCCCAGAUCUACUUGUGUCCUGGCAUGGCUUGGCUGAAAAGCUGGGCAUAGAUGCAUCACCUAUUGCAGCCAUCAUUGUUCUCGCCGAGAUGGCUAUGGGUGCGGAGUAUCGGAAAACGGGAAGGAAUCUGCGGAAGCUGCAUUUGGAUGGAGUCGGGCGGAGCGAGCUUGUUGCCAUGUUCAGCCCUUUUGAAGCAACACAAAACGAAGCGAGAUUGUGA
Colletotrichum chrysophilum is the source of this 918-nucleotide messenger RNA. RefSeq lists its product as uncharacterized. The coding region runs from base 1 to 918 and encodes 305 amino acids. The record is from RefSeq and is a predicted model, not a curated record. The transcript has 2 exons. Gene Ontology annotation, molecular function: oxidoreductase activity. Lineage: Eukaryota; Fungi; Ascomycota; Sordariomycetes; Glomerellales; Glomerellaceae.